This is a messenger RNA of Aegilops tauschii subsp. strangulata, 2109 nucleotides long. RefSeq names its product factor of DNA methylation 1-like. Gene Ontology annotation, biological process: gene silencing by siRNA-directed DNA methylation. The record is from RefSeq and is a predicted model, not a curated record. Lineage: Eukaryota; Viridiplantae; Streptophyta; Magnoliopsida; Poales; Poaceae.
AUGGAGUGCAGUUCAGACGAGUCGUCAGAGCUAAGUGAUACUGAUAGCCAUGACUAUGCUGACAAGGCGUACACGGACCUCAAGUCUGGCAGGCUUGUGGCGAGGUUCGGCGCCGACAGGUUUAGAUGCCCGUUCUGCCCCGGGAAGGAGGACUACCGUUACAAUGAGCUGCUUCAGCAUGCAAUUGGUGUGGGCGCAUCCAACCAUGCUGCCGAAGUGAAGACAAACCAUCUGGCAUUGGCCAAUCAUCUCAAGACGGACUAUGCUAAUGCAGCAGGCUCAUUGCCGCCGCGACAAGACGAGGCGCUAAUGAAUCCUCCAAGGCCUGUGCAAGAUCAGGAGCUGUUUGUUUGGCCCUGGAUGCGCAUCCUUGCCAAUGUUGCAGUAGAGGAAACACAGAGAGGUGGAGCCAUUAUAAUGCAACAAUUAGCUGGUUUCAAACCCAUACGUUUUGAUGCUGUGCAUUGUCCUGACGGCGGGUACACUGGCUUUGCAAUAGUCCGUUUCAAAAAGGAUUGGAUCGGGUUCAAGGAUACCUUGGGAUUCCACAACUACUACAAAUCACAUCAUCUGGGUAAAACGGAUUGGGAUGCAAAUAAAUGUAAGAAGUACAUGUUUGCUUGGCUGGCAAAAGAGGAGGACUACAAAGCCGAUGAUCCAGUUGGCAAGUUCUUGUCAGAAAAUGGUGAUCUGAAGACAGUGGCUGAACUGCAACAGGAGAUGUCCCACAAGACUGACACUCUCAUAACUCGUUUGACGAGCCAGAUUAGUGCUAAGAGCAAGUACUUGAUGGAACUUGAGUGCAAGUGUAAUCAUAUGGACCUCGCUCUUCAAAGGGCCAUGGAAGACAGCGACUUGCUGCACCAACGCUACAACGAAGAAAUCGGAAAGGUGCAGUCAACUGCCCGUGAACAUUCAUUGAAUUUUUUUCAUGAGACUGAUCAGCUGAGAAAGCAGUUGGAUGAGAAAGCGAACGACAUCAAAAGGAGAUCCAAGCAAUUAAGUGAAAUAGUUGCUCAAACUGACAUGGAAAGAAGAAAACUUGAGAAUGAGAGGAAGAAGAAUGAUGGUCAAAACGACUCCCUUAACAUGGCCAGAAUUGAGCAAGAAAAAGCCAAUGAAAGUGUGCUGAUUCUUGUUGAGAAAUACGAGAAAGACAAGGAAGACGCUCUGAACACAACCUUGCAGUUAGAGAAGCAGCUUGAUGAGAAGCAUCGGCUGCAGCUGGAUAUUCAACAGCUUAGAGGCAAACUGGAGGUGGUGAAGCACAUGGAGGGAGAGGGCGUUGGUGUGAAGAAACGUACCGAAGAGCUGAAUAAGGAUCUACAGGAUAGAAUCGAUGCAACGGGAGACCUUGAAGAACUAAAUCAAGCUCUGAUUAUCAAGGAAAGGAUGACCAAUGAUGAAUUGCAGGAUGCAAAGAAAGAGCCUAUUUUGGGCUCGGUGGAUCUGUCGGGCCCUCGUAGCGACACUGGAAUCAGGAGGAUGGGUCAAGUGGAUGAGAAGCCGUUUGUUGAAGCUUGCAAGCCAAAGCACGGCGCGGAGGCGGAUGCUAAAGCUCUUGAAUUAUGCUCCAUGUGGCAAGACAAUCUGAGGGAUGCUAAUUGGCACCCUUUCAAGAUAGUGACCACAGGUGAAAAGCCUGAGCAAAUCAUCGACGAGGGUGACGAGAAGCUGGUGGAGUUGAAGGAGGAGCUGGGUGAAGAGGUUUACAAGGAGGAGAUGAACAACAAAGAGACCAUCCUCAAGCAGUGCAAGGCGAAACGUAAGAGGUGAUAGAUGUAUCGUAGUCGGCGCAAUCAGUGGUUUUCAUCUCGGGCGUGGAUUAGAGAAGACUUGACAACUGUUUCCUUUUAAUAAUGUUGGUGGCAAGUUCAUGUGCUGCUCAGUCAGUUUGAGAGCAGUGCUGUAUGGGAACCCCUUUUAUUCCAUUCGGAGUUGGCAGACAAUGAUCGCAAUGAAUCGUGUUUUCUUCCUUAUCAUUGGUUCUUUUUUCCGCAAUGGAUCGCCUAAUUGUCUUUCCUGAGUGUGUUUUUUCAGCCAACAUAUUUUUUUGUGAGGAUGAACUCGCCACUUGUGUGCUCUAAAGUCACAUGUUUUUGACGUUUU